GUUGCAAGGGCCUUCUGUCGUAUUCUCUCAGCAGGCGAUAUGAAUGACUCGUGUUCGUCCCUGUUCCGCGUAAGGAUCAUGGCACUCGUGCCGCAAGGAUAGGGUGCUAUGCUUCUUUGGUAACCCGCCAAAGAAAUAUAAACACCUAUUAUACCAGAGCAAGUCAGGUCGCCUGCAGGUGAAGGCGUGUUGCCCAUCUUCGCCCUUGUCUGCCAUCUCAGGCUGUUCUAUCCUCCCUCAUUGCUUCACAAUGACCUCAAGCAAACGGGCCACAAAGGCCGCUCAGGUCGACCCGUAUCAGGCUCUGAAUACCGCUCAACCCAGUCGACAAGCUACGACUGGUAAGAUCCGCGGUAAAGCGAAAGAGCCCAAGAAAGCAGACAGAGACGAACGCCAACGCGAAGAAAUCCGCUUCAACCUUGGCUACUCUUUUAGAGAUACUCGCAGUGGCGCUAGUGCCCGUCGCAGACAAGCAAGAGUGCGAGAAGAUGGUGAUACUUCGGACUAUCCACCACCUCCAACUUACGAGGUAGCGACUAGUCCUACCCUGUCUAGUCUUGCAUCAUCUGCGCUUGCAUCAUCUACAUUCGUGGCCGGGGUUCAUAUACACCCAGAACUUUUGCCUGUUGCAAAUCGCACAUCCUCUUCGGGCUCUACACAGCCCACAGCUACGCAUGAUAACGUCAUUAUGCACACAGAUCCACCAAUAUCCGCAGUCACUGCGAAUCCUUUAUCGAUAUCAAAACCCACACCUGCGUUGUCGCCCUUGAUGAUGCCCUUGCAUGUGCCGAGUCCCACGCUUGCGCAUGCGCCGAAUCUUUCAUCAGGGUCUUGCGCCUUUCCGGUCCCAGUACAGCAGAAGGCACUACUUGACGACGACGAGUCAAGCAUAGAGCUCGUGGACGUAGAUCCACCUCAGAGAUGGGAAAUGGAUCGACAACGUGGAGUUCCUCUCGAGGAAAGGGUGACGAGGCACCAUCAGCGGUCGGUAGAAUCACAUGUUCCAGCCGUGCCGCAGCGGACCCGAUUGUUUAGUCAGGCUCCAAAACGAAGCCCUACUUCUCAGUCUCGUUUCGCGAACUCUCGAUUGUCACUCAGGAUUCCCGAGGAUCAAGAUCCAUAUUCGGACGACCGCAGCGUGCAGGCAGCAUCUGAUGCAUCUUCUCCAGCUACGCCUAAACACAAGCUGCCUCUGCCUCUGCCGAGCCUUCCCCUUUCUCCAUCGAGGAUAUUCCAUAGGUCUCAGUCACCACAACCCUCAUCAUCUGUCAUCUCACUGUUGCGUAACCCCAAUCCAUUCUUCAAGAGCACACCUUCACUGCUCAAUCUAUCUUCACCUUCUGCACUUCACGGUCACGGAGAUCAUCACUUUUCUCGAAAGCUCUUCCAUCGGAAACAGAAAGAGCGCGCAGGUGCCGAAUCCUUAGAGGACUGGGAAGUCUUGGAUCGCACUGACUCCUCUCACUCCUCUUUGGAUGACUCCCCCGCUCCCCCAAGCCCGGCUCCUGCACUGCGCUCAGGCUUUGCAGAGACGUGGCCUUAUCCCGAUACCAUUAUGGAAGAUACCCGCAGCUCAAAUACAAAUCGACACCCAUACUGUUCUAGCAUUCGGACUAUACUUCCGGCUGAAGAUCGCCCACAACGUCCGGCUUCUCCUCCAUUUGUAAAUCGGCAUGUUCGGAGGCGCACGAAUUCCAGCUUGCGUAGCGAUCACACCUGCGCAUCGAGCGCCCCAGUAUCUCCAAUUUCUUCGUCUUCCGCUUCCCUCUUUAGCUCCUCGAGCUUGUCGUUGGCUACAGUCGGAAGGACGCUUCCAUCCUUCUCUCAGCAGGAUCUUGGCGUUUGCGAGGAAUUGGAGAGAUCUCGUCUUCCUACUCGUGGGAUAACGUUGAGGGACUCUCCAACCCUGUCGUCCCUAUCCUUAUCUCAACCUUCAGUGGGAAGGGCACUUACUUCCUUCUCGCAGAUGAACUUGGGAACUCAUCAAGUUCCGCAUGAGCAUGUUCGUUCACAUUCGACGCCUCGUGCUGUUGCCCAGCCAGAGCUUCCAAAGACUACCCGCACCCAUGCCAGAGCUUCUCCAACAUCAGCUUCAGAAGUGACCUACAUUGACUACAAUGUGGCGCCUGCCACACCCAUUUCAGUGCCCAAUAACUCGUUGCCCACCAGGUCUGCAACAGAGCGAGUCUCGCGUCGUCGUACUCCCGCACGCCGCGAGGAAAUUCUCAUUCAUCGUGGACGGUCCUUGUCACGUGAGUUGGAGAUGCGAAGUGCUCCUGCGUAUAGUGCGAUCUUCCCCUCGGGACCGCCUACCCCACCUCCAGAGUCACAUACCCCCCCGUACAGCCCUGCCCCUGCAUCGCCUCGGCGUCACUAUGCAGGCCGUCCUCUACCACAAACCCCAUCCACAUCACCCUCUCUUACAUGGCUUGUAGGCCGGACACCGGAUCAGAAGGCUUCCACCACUGUUCCAGUCUUGCACCACCCCAGGGCUAUCCCCAAACACCUGCAUGUGCCCGAGGGACUGUUGAUUGAUUUGGACGACGACAGCCUGGAUCAACUUAGCCCCUCUAGUGCCAGUUAUACCCCUCCCCUCCCCACUCACACACCCCCGUUGCCAAAUCGCACUCCCCCUCUCCCGGACAGCACGCCCAUGAUACCUGAUCGUACUCCACCUGCGCGUACUCCGCCGCCUCUCCCCAUUGACUACCUCGAGGACGAUAUUGACAGUGAUAGCGUCACUGUGGGCAGUUCCAGUCCUCGUGGGCCACUCACACCAACAUCAACCACGUUACCAUCUUCGUGCACAGUCACAUCACCCGCAUCCGAAUACAUCACUGGCCUCGUUGGCAGCCUAGGAGAUGGUCACCCCCGCGAUGACGGCUCAAAUUAUGACGUGAGUAUUCGGGAUGCACAGUUCUCGGGCCCGUACUUGAAGUCACCCACAUACGCAGGCCCUCCUUCUCAUCUCCGAUUUCAUCGGUCCUGCCGCAUCACACCGCAAUCCUGACAGUUUAGAUAACUGCC
Suillus bovinus is the source of this 3027-nucleotide messenger RNA. RefSeq lists its product as uncharacterized. The transcript is spliced from 2 exons. Lineage: Eukaryota; Fungi; Basidiomycota; Agaricomycetes; Boletales; Suillaceae. The coding region runs from base 251 to 3010 and encodes 919 amino acids. The record is from RefSeq and is a predicted model, not a curated record.